Eurypyga helias (sunbittern) is the source of this 998-nucleotide messenger RNA. Its product is annotated as ankyrin repeat and SAM domain-containing protein 3-like. NCBI's taxonomy places the organism in Eukaryota, Metazoa, Chordata, Aves, Eurypygiformes, Eurypygidae. The annotation marks the transcript as partial. The transcript is spliced from 8 exons. Gene Ontology annotation, cellular component: cilium. The record is from RefSeq and is a predicted model, not a curated record. Gene Ontology annotation, molecular function: protein binding.
AGGAUAACAUUUUCAUCAACAACUUGGCAACCAUCAGGAGCAGCAGCAGCAGUGAAUGCCUGACCAAAGCCCUGGGAAUCAGCAGUGAGGGUUCCUUGGAAAGCAAUGAGGAUUCUGACCAUGCAAACAGUCCUCCUAGUCGAAAACAAGCCAAGAGCUUUAAGAUGAAGAUCCGCUACAGCAACAGUGACAGCCAGUGGACCCACUGCCCAGGGAAAGCUGGGGGCUCUAGCCAGCACCUAAUCCUUCCUGAUGCCCCUGCCUAUACAGGGCCCCAGGACCUGGCAACAUUCCUGGAACAGAUUGGGUGUCUGAAGUACCUGCAAGUGUUUGAGGAGCAAGACGUUGACCUCCGGAUCUUCCUGACCCUCACAGAGAGUGACCUGAAGGAAAUAGGCAUCACGCUCUUCGGACCAAAGAGGAAGAUGACUUCUGCCAUCGCCCGAUGGCACAGCAACGCUCGGCCGCCCAGUGAUGCCCUGGAGCUGGCCUACGCGGAUCGGCUGGAGGCUGAGAUGCAGGAAUUGGCCAUUCAGCUGCACAAGAGGUGCGAGGAGGUGGAGGUGAUGAAGGGCCAGGUGUGCCAGGAGCAGAAGCUGCGUGCGGUGGCUGAGAGCUGUUUGAUGGAGCGGGAUGAGGCCUGGAAUGCCAUCCAGUGCCAGCUCAGAGAGGUGCAGGCCAUCACCAAGGAUGCUGGAGUCCUGCUGGAUCAGAUCAAGUCCUGUCAGGCAGAGCUGUCCUCCCGGCUAACCCGAGGGCAGGCAGUGGGAGUGCUGGACACAGAGGGGCAGCUGGGCACCGGGGAGAGCCGGCGGCCUGGUGAGCGUCCGGUGCUGGAAGGAUGGCCACCUUCCUUGAAGUCUCUGAGCUUGCCUGAGCUGUCAGCUGUCCUAGAGGAGUGUGUGGGAGAAAUGGGAAAAGCUCUGCAAACUGUGACUCAAAACCUCCAAAGGCUCCAAGCCCCGGGGCAGGGCGAGCAGAGCUGGCUAGAGCCAUAA